UUUAUAUAUCGUUAACGCACUUCCUAAACUCCUUCAACAAGUUCGUCAUACGCACUUUACAAAUUUUAAAAGGUUUGUCAAAAUAAUGUUCCUUCUGACCAUCCUAACAUUGCAGAAACACAGGAGUGUAAGCCGUGUCUGUCUGUCUGGCACAGGUCCACCAGUUUUUAAAGAUAAAACCAAUGGAGAGUGGAUUGCCAGACCAGAAAUGUCUACUGUGGAAAUUAAAUGUGUUGCUUGUGGAAAACCAAAACCUACCAUUAAGUGGUAUAAAAACAAGCAAUACAUUGAUCCUGGCAUGAAGGGAGGACACUACCAUAUAAGAAAAUGGAAACUUUCUAUUUUAAAUUUGGAAAAAAUGGACGAAGGACAAUAUACCUGUGUAUUAGAAAAUACACAGGGUAUAUUAAAUUUUACCUUUAAAAUUGAAGUUCUUCAAUUGACAAUAAUGACAAAACCAAUUGGUUUGGGACCAAAUAACCAGACAGUUCAAGCCGGGAGUGAUGCUAGGUUUGAGUGUAAAGUGUUGAGAAAUGACCUACAGCACCAUACACAAUGGUUACAACAAUACACAGUCAAUGGUUCCUAUCGAGACGAUGAAAACCAGCCAUAUGUCAACAUCAUACAGCAAUCCAUGGUGAAUUUAAGUCACCCAGAAAUACUGACAAUAAAGAAUGUAACAAAAGAUAAUGCUGGAUGGUAUGGUUGCUUGAUUUCUAAUCCACUUGGUAGAUAUUACCAGACUGCCUGGCUAACAGUUUUAGAUGAACAAGCAGAAGCAGUAGACAUUAGUUCAGGAGGAACAAACGAUAAAGAGCAAAUAGUAAUCUACAUUAUCGGUGGUGUCGCAUCAGUAGUUGUUCUCUUCCUGUUACUCCUGAUAUUUAAAUGUUAUAGACAUUACAAGAGGGUACAGUCCAGCAAAUAUAGAAAUGUCAAGAGAGUAAUUGUCAUGACACAGAAUGAAAAUUACCAUCCAUACAAAUCUUAUGAUGGUACACAACCAUUUGUUUUACCCACAAUCAGAAUUGAACCUGGUCCAAGAAGACGCUUGUCAUCUGAUUUGACCAUGAUGUCAGAGUAUGAUCUCCCUCUGGACAAACACUGGGAAUUUAGACGGGAACAGUUAUCACUUGGUGAACCUCUUGGGGAAGGAGCAUUUGGUAAAGUUUUUAAAGCAGAAGCUGUUGGUUUAAAUAAAGCUCCAACAACUGCCAUAGCAGUCAAGAUGUUGAAGGAGGAUGCAACCGAUAGAGAAUUGACAGAUUUAAUGCAAGAAAUGGAAGUGAUGAAAUUAAUAGGAUGCCAUGAAAAUAUCAUUAAUUUCCUGGGAUGUUGUACACAAAAUGGGCCAUUAUAUGUAUUGGUUGAACUUGCUCCACAUGGUAACAUGCGAGACUACUUGAGAUCAAGAAGACCACAUAAUUCUGCAGGAUACAAAAAGCAAGAUUUAGAAAAAGGCUCAUUCAAACCAUUAACAGAAAAAGACUUGAUAUCAUAUGCCUACCAGAUAGCCAGAGGAAUGGAAUACCUGGCAUAUAGAAAGGUUAGAUUUAGAUUUAAACUUUUUUGUGAAUAA
Mytilus trossulus (common blue mussel) is the source of this 1579-nucleotide messenger RNA. Its product is annotated as fibroblast growth factor receptor 2-like. The transcript is spliced from 11 exons. The coding region runs from base 86 to 1579 and encodes 497 amino acids. Gene Ontology annotation, biological process: positive regulation of kinase activity; cell surface receptor protein tyrosine kinase signaling pathway; multicellular organism development. The record is from RefSeq and is a predicted model, not a curated record. Lineage: Eukaryota; Metazoa; Mollusca; Bivalvia; Mytilida; Mytilidae. Gene Ontology annotation, molecular function: transmembrane receptor protein tyrosine kinase activity; ATP binding. Gene Ontology annotation, cellular component: plasma membrane; signaling receptor complex.